Messenger RNA from Raphanus sativus (radish), 1485 nucleotides. RefSeq lists its product as uncharacterized. Gene Ontology annotation, biological process: DNA replication; DNA repair; DNA recombination. Gene Ontology annotation, molecular function: DNA binding. NCBI's taxonomy places the organism in Eukaryota, Viridiplantae, Streptophyta, Magnoliopsida, Brassicales, Brassicaceae. The coding region runs from base 1 to 1485 and encodes 494 amino acids. Gene Ontology annotation, cellular component: nucleus. The transcript has 10 exons. The record is from RefSeq and is a predicted model, not a curated record.
AUGGCAAUGCUCGCAAAGUCAAAAAAUAUAGUAUCUUUGGUCCGAGAAUUAAAACCCCGUAAAGAUACGUCCCGUAUUGAAGUUAGGAUUAUUCGGUUGUGGAAGAACUACAACAAAGAAUCAGGAAACACUAUUGAAAUGGUUUUUGCUGAUAGAGAAGGGACAAGAAUUCAUGCUUCAGUUGGUGAACAACUCAUUAAAAAAUAUGGUGAAAGGCUACAUGAGGGAGAUGCAAUUGUCGUCCAGUUGUUCAAGGUCUUCGAUGCAAUUGGUGAAUACCGUACAACUCCACAUCCGUACAAAAUUGGUUUCUAUCCAACCACUUUUGUUGGAAAAGCUAUAGAUUUUCCAAGUGAAGUUCCUGAAAAGAAUUUUGCGGAUUUUACCGACAUUCUGGAAGGAAAGAUUGAUAGCAGCUGCUUAGUUGAUAUUAUUGGACAAAUAGUCAACUUUGGGUCGCUGGAAAACAAAAGCAUUAAAGGCAAAGAUAACAUGAGGCUUUUGAUCGAGCUACGUGACCAUAGUAAUGUCAAGAUGAUGUGUACUCUGUGGGGUGGUUAUGCUAAACAAGUAUACGACUACAGUAUGAGUAACAUGUCCAUAAUGAUAAUUUGUAUUAUCAGGUUCUGUUCCAUUAAAGAGUGGAAAGGGGUUUACUCCAUAUCUAGCGGGUUUAAUUCCACCCACAUUUUGCUAAACCCAACGUGUUCAUUGGUUGAUGAGUUUAAAUUGUGUCUUCCUGAUGAUUCACUUGCUAUUACAAACAAGGAUAGUAGCCAAUGGAGUGUUGCUAGUGCUACAUCUGUUCGUGCCCGGUUUUUUGUUCUUAAUGAGAGGCUAACAAUAAGAGAUAUCGUUGACAGUACUCUGGUUGGGACUUUUGUCACCUUGAGGACUAUUGAAAACAUAGAUACUGAGCGUGGUUGGCAAUAUCUAAGUUGCAAAUACCACAACAAAAAAGUUAUGCCUACAACCAAUGUUGAUGAUGAGAACCGUCCCUUGUUCUACUGCAAUACAUGUGAUAAAGAACACAUUGAUGUCAUUCCGAGGUUUAAAUUAAUUGUCCACGUUAAAGACGAUACCGGUGAGGGAAACUUUCUUUUGUUUGAUGGCAAUGCUCAAGUGCUUGUGCGUCGUUCUGCCGCUGAACUCUAUGAUGAGAAUCUAGAUGAAGACUUGUUACCAGAAGCUGUUAGCGACCUUUUUGGCAAGAGAAUCCUUUUUGAGGUUUCAGUUGAUGCUGAUAACAUCAAAGGAAAUAGCUCUCAGUAUGUUGUUCGAAUUGCUACUGCUGACCGUGAACUGAUUGAGGAAUUUGCUGUUUUGCCAGUUAAACAGUCUUCAGAUGAUAUUUCUUCUGGUUCAGGUGGUUUAUCAGGAACUCCAUUGUCUAAAAGAAAAAGCCAAGAUGAACAACAGAGUAGCCUAGAGGAUCAACAUUCCGUGAACAAGAAACUUUUUCUAAAGAAAGUCAAGGGAGAGUAA